This is a messenger RNA of Solea solea (common sole), 5738 nucleotides long. RefSeq names its product guanylate cyclase 1, soluble, alpha 2 (gene gucy1a2). The coding region runs from base 945 to 3359 and encodes 804 amino acids. The record is from RefSeq and is a predicted model, not a curated record. NCBI's taxonomy places the organism in Eukaryota, Metazoa, Chordata, Actinopteri, Pleuronectiformes, Soleidae. Gene Ontology annotation, molecular function: heme binding; guanylate cyclase activity. The transcript has 9 exons. Gene Ontology annotation, biological process: response to oxygen levels; cGMP biosynthetic process. Gene Ontology annotation, cellular component: guanylate cyclase complex, soluble.
UCGAGCCACCUCUCUGCCCAGCAUCACACUUUGGGCCACGACCACAAGGCGACAAAAAGCCGAGGGCCAGCGUAGGAGGGGGACCACAGGUGUGUGUCUGUUAAAGACAGCGAUAGAGAUUAUGGCUGAACGGUGAGCCAGGAGAGGACUUCACACACACACACACACACACACACACUCACAGAGAGCAGAAGCGCUGGUGUCGCAGAAGACGUGGACGUGGAGAAGGGACACAGGAGGAGACGGAGACGCGCGCAGACGCAUCUGCCUUGCUUUUGGGGCAUUUCUCUCGUGCAGAGGUGGGGUUACGAAGACGUGCGCCCCGCCACGUCCCUCGGAUGCUAAAAAUUCACGCUCCGCGCGAGAGGAAACAUGUGUCGGAAUUACCGCGCGUGACCAGCAACAUUUGAUGCAGUUUUCAGGUCUAUUCAUUAAAAGCAUCCUCUGUGCGGGGAAGGAAAGGAGCUGCAGCCUUGACUUGUUUUGGUUUUUUUUUGGAGGGGGGAAACAGGGUGACAUCCCCUCUUCACCACCACCACCACCACCUCCUCCUCCUCCCACCCUUACAUAAAUGUUUGCGUGUCGUUAGUGCUCUAGUUUUCGGUCGACCCCCCCACACCCACCCGCCCUCUCCCCCUCAUAGAGACUCACACGGAGACAGUCGCAUUUCCUUUACGCACACAUAAUCACAGGCACACCUGACCUGCACAUCCUCUUUACGCGCCCGCACCUGCAAACAACAUGCAUACAUAAUUACGCAGACACACUCACCCCCUCCUCACCCAUCCAACCCUCUCACCCCAAAUUCUGAUGACUCCCCGGCGUAGAGGUGGACGUGGUACGAAACCGGCUGGAGCAUCAUCAUCAUCGUCCUCAACACUGCCACUGUCAUCCUCACCAACCUCCUCCUCCUCCUCCUCCUCACCACCACCACCACCAUCGCCAUGUCCUCGUCGUCGCGCAAGAUCUCCUCCGAGUCCUUCAGCAGCUCAGUGGGCUCCGACUGCGGGCUCGAAAGCCCCGGGGGAGACGGAGGGGACGGCGGUUUGGAGCCGGCGGAGGAGAGCCGAGGCUGCCCCUUCGCCUCCUUAACGUCUUCCCACAGAGCGGUGCUGUGGAACGGCCGCAGCCUCGCCGAGAGGUCGGUGUGCCCGGCGGGUGAGCAGCAGCAAGGACCCGCUGGACCUCACAAGAGGGUCACCAGGAGGAGACGAGUGAACCUGGACUCACUGGGAGAGAGCCUGAAGCGACUGACCUCACCCACGACACAGACCAUUCAACUGGCUCUACAGCGAACUCUGCAGUUCUACAGACAGCAAGAGAUCAGGUGUCAGGAGGUCAGCACUGAGGACCGGCGACGGGAAAAGAGAGAGGAGAAGUGUCCAUUUCUAGAAAACUCUGGUUCAGAGGAAGAUGUCCUACAAAUCCUGCAGUACAUGGCCACCAUACUGGGAGUGCCAUUCUGUGAGCUGCGGGAACAUUUUGGAGAGGAGUUCUUCGGCCUCUGCUUUGAAGAAAACGAACGAGUGCUUCGAGCUGUGGGCGGGAACCUCCAGGACUUCUUUAAUGGCUUCGAUGCCAUUUUAGAACACAUACGCACCUCCACCGGACGCCGUGCCUCGUCUGAGAGCCCCUCCUUCCAGUGCAACGAUCCCAACGAGGAGGAGAAAUGGAGGAGAAAGUUGGACAAAGUUGGAGAGCGAGUAGAGAGAGGAAAGGUGUUAGUUCUUCAUUGUUUCAACCCUGCUCCUGUUGUUGGGUUGGUCAUGCCAGGAUUGAUCAGAGCUGUUGCCAGGCGGAUCUAUCAUUCAGAGGUUGAGGUGGAAGAGGUGCCACCUCUAACUCCUUUGCUGCCCAGUGAAGACACAGGCCACACAGAUGGUGAUUCCACAACCCCCACCCCAACUGCAUCCCCCACUGCCUCACCCUCCUCAUCCCCAUCUCCUCCGUCUCCUUUUCCGACCUCUGUUCCCACAGUUUGCCUGUCCUUCCAAAUACAUGAGACACACGGUCCUUCCCUCUCCUCCCUCCAAACCGCAGCUUCAGGGAGCACCAAACGUCCUCCUCUCUCACUGUCCACCAACCCCAGUGAUCUGCGCAUUGGCCUGGCCACAUUUUGCCGUGCCUUUCCGUUCCACCUCGUCCUGGGACCGGGUAUGGAGCUACUGCAGCUUGGAGAAGGACUGAGGAGACAGGCUCGCAUUGAGACUCACCGGAGCCUCUCAUUCAGAGACUGUUUUGAGAUCGUCUCACCCAAGAUGGAACCUUCAUUCCAGGGCAUCCUGCUGAGGCUUGCAUCCCCAUUUACCAUUCGCACCAGGCCUGAUACCACCCAGACUGAUAUCAAGGAGAAGGUCAUGGAAUUGAAAGGUCAGAUGAUCCAUGUGCCAGAAUCCUGCUCCCUGAUGUUUCUGGGCUCGCCACGGGUCGAUAAAUUGGAGGAACUGAUGGGCAGAGGCCUCCAUCUGUCAGAUAUCCCCAUCCAUGAUGCAACACGAGAUGUUAUCUUGGUGGGGGAGCAGGCUAAAGCCCAAGACGGUCUGAAGAAAAGAAUGGACAAGCUCAAGGCAACAUUAGAACGCACUCACCAGGCGCUGGAGGAGGAAAAGAGGAGAACCGUGGAUCUCCUUUACUCCAUAUUUCCAGGUGACGUGGCGCAGAAGCUGUGGCAGGGUCAGCCAGUGCCCGCUCGCAAAUUUGAUGACGUCACCAUGCUCUUCUCGGACAUUGUGGGUUUUACCGCUGUGUGCGCCCAGUGCACCCCCAUGCAGGUCAUCUCCAUGCUGAACGAGCUUUACACACGCUUCGACUACCAGUGCGGCAUUCUGGAUGUUUACAAGAUCGAGACGAUAGGAGAUGCCUACUGUGUGGCAGGAGGCCUUCACAAGAAAGUCGACAGUCACGCUAAGCCAAUCGCACACAUGGCCCUGAAGAUGAUGGAACUUUCUGAGGAAGUGCUGACACCUGACGGGAGACCCAUCAAGCUAAGGAUAGGUAUCCACACGGGCUCUGUGCUCGCCGGCGUGGUCGGGGUUAAAAUGCCCCGUUAUUGCUUGUUUGGUAACAACGUGACUCUGGCCAGCAAGUUUGAAUCAGGGAGCCAUCCGAGGUGUAUCAACGUCAGUCCCACAACGUACCAGUUGCUGAAGGACGACCGUUCUUUUUCAUUUGUCCCUCGGUCACGACUAGAGCUCCCCGACAAUUUUCCCAAAGAGAUUCCAGGAACGUGCUACUUCCUCGAGGCGGGGACAUCUCACAGUCACGCCUCGUUGACCAGCUCACGCUCUGCUCCCCCAGCCUCUAUGAGGAAAGUCUCCUACAGCAUUGGGACCAUGUUUCUCAGAGAAACAAGUUUGUAGGUCUCAGACACAGACUAGGAUGCACAUACGUUCAUGUGUGAUGUGAGAGAGGCUUGAGUUGGAAACGGGCAACGAACAGUGAACCUAUAAUUCAGAUCUUUUGGAUAUGCAAAUUCAUUAUGUGAAAACAUGGAUUCAGGCCUGUGUCAGGGCCUGUGUGAAUCAACCUUCAAAAAAUACACUCAUUAGAGGUUUUAAAAAAAAAAAGAACAAUAAUUCCCUCAUCUCUUGUGAGGGAGACACGGCUGAAAGAAGAUGUCGGUAACAUCAAGUCUAGUCUCACGUGGACCCUUCCCCAAGGAAAUACACUGAUUAGUGGAGAAACCUAAAUAGCAAACUCUAAAUCUCACUGGAUUCCUUAGUUCCAUACCUGAUGCCCAUAUCUCUCUCCCCGCGUGGUCCUUUUCUCCAAACUAGUCCCCUGACCUGGUUCUAAGGGAAACAAAGCAAUGAGAAACCCUGGGGAGAGACUAUUUUCAUGACUAGUGUUGCACUCAACGCCGCAAAUAGAGCAAAUCAUGCUGAAGAAUAACAUUUAAACUUUUGGAAGAUGUAAACAUUGACACAAAUGUCUGCUGUGCAUCAUCAGUACGAGGAAGACCGCUGUUGAAGAACUCUACGUCAUCCCUGACUCCCCGUCUAACUUUACCCCAAAUCAUGCCAUGCUUUACUAAACACACUUGUAACGUUCGCAGCUUGUUCCAGUCGUCAUUUGUCUACCCAGGACCAGUUUUUCAGGAUGGAGAAAGACGAGUGAUAAAUACCGAGAGAGUUUUGAAAAGGGGUCAUCAAAAAAAAAUGGCAAAAACACGAAGCUGACCGAGCCUUGUCUGCGUUUAACUCACAGGAAAAUAUUUAACCGACCACAAUGCAGCCAUUUCAUUGCAGGUGACGUGUUUAGGACUGAAAAGUAUUCCCUGCUCAGUGCCUUUUUACUGCUCCAAUCGGGACAAACGCAAGAUGGAUUCAUUUUAAAUAUUUGACGGGUCACAAAUGACAAAACAUAAGGAGCACUUAUUUUUACCUCAAUGUCUUUUAUUUCCAUUUGUUUGACGUUAUGUGACAUUUCUGUGUUAGUAGCUACACUGAUAUACAAACUAUGAUGUGCCAAAGUUUAUGUGAGUCAUGAUCGGUUGGCAAGAAUAAAUCUAGUGCUCCUAAAAGACCUCAAAUAUUUGAAAUUCUAUUCAUCUGUUUGUGUCUAGUUCUACCAGUAAUACACACAAUAUAGUACUAAUAAUAUAGUACUAUUACCAUAUGUAGACACAGUCACAGUAUGCGCACGUUACGUGGUUCAAAUUUGCACAUGUUAUCCUUUAUGAUUGCAUUGUUUCCUACCACAUAGAUUUGAACACAUACAAUAUUGUGUUACAGCAGGAUUCAAAUUCAAAUCUCUACUAGUUUGCUGGUGGAUAAGAAAGGGAUUCAAUCAGUGAAUCAGUGAAUCUCAGGCCUUCGAAAUACUGAAGUGUAGCUCGAUAACCCACACAUGGGAAAGUAGAUGUCAGGAAAGAAUACAGAGGGGACACGGUGAGUUGAAGUUGAUGUUUUUGAUUUUUGAUUUUAACAUUCAGUUAGUUGAAGUAAUGACUUCAUCUAACUUACAUUUCAUUCCUGCCAUUGUUCUUCAUAAAACAUUCAAAUAUCCACCCUAUUUUAGAAGACUUUGUUGUACAUGUAAUAACACACUUGUUGACUGAAAUGUUUAUACUGUCAAAUGAAGGUCCCCAAAGUGGUUCUACCUGUAAGAGCUUAAGUCAACUAAACUCUUUGUACUUGAUUCUCAAAACAGCAAAAUGCACUUUUGACAGUGUGAAAUGGGGGAAAGGUGUUUGUCGUGUCACUAUCUCCUGUUGCAGUGAAGAGACUUUUCAGUCCUCAAACAUAACAUAGCAUUGUGCCAACUUAGUGAGACUCACGCCAGCAAAACAAGUAAUGUGCCAUAUUGUUGAAAAGGAUUGGAGAAAGGGAAAAUAGAAAUAGAUUUCUGUGUAGCUGCCAUUGUCUGGGUUCACUAUCGAUUCAACAAAUUCAUUUAAAUGUAUUUUUUUCUAAACUCUGACAGCAGUUGCAUCAACACAUUUCCCGCAUGUUUCUGUAAAGACACUGACGGCAAUGAAAAUAGAUAAUUUUGCUAACAAAGAAAACACAAAUAUAUUUUUGAGAGAGAUAUGCCUGACACCCAUCCAUGCUGACAAUAAACAUAAAUAUUUUAUCCAACCUUUGUUCCUUAUGACUUAAAGUGGGCUCUCAGUAUGUUGUAUAUAAUUAAGAAUGAACUCGUCAAAAACAUGAAUCAGUCAAACGAAAGGAAAGUGUGUAGUAACGAGUCAACCAUGACAUCUUAUGCCCAGCGUAAACUGAUUUAUAUAUAUAUAU